Molecule: messenger RNA, 1161 nt
Organism: Cutaneotrichosporon cavernicola
Lineage: Eukaryota; Fungi; Basidiomycota; Tremellomycetes; Trichosporonales; Trichosporonaceae
Exons: 2
Coding region: 1-1161 (386 amino acids)
Biological process (GO): aromatic amino acid biosynthetic process
Cellular component (GO): cytoplasm
Molecular function (GO): 3-deoxy-7-phosphoheptulonate synthase activity
Source: RefSeq, a predicted model, not a curated record
AUGCCCGUCGCUGCCCCUUCCCCCGACCGUACCCGCCCCCUCGAGGACGACAAGGUCACGGGCUACGACCCGCUGAUCUCGCCCGACCUUCUCCGCCACGAGAUCCCGGUUCCCCCCGCUGCGGCCGCGACCAUCACUGCUGCUCGCCGCACCGCGUCGCAGAUUGUGCGUGGGCGUGACCCCCUCGACCGUCUGCUCGUCGUCGUCGGCCCCUGCUCGAUUCACGACCCUGAGCAGGCUCUCGAGUACGCCAAGCGCCUCCGCGCUGGCGUGCAGGAGAACCGCUGGCCCGGCCUCGAGGUCGUCAUGCGCGUUUACUUUGAGAAGCCCCGUACCACCGUCGGGUGGAAGGGCCUGAUCAACGACCCGGACAUUGACAACUCGUUCCAGAUCAACAAGGGUCUCCGUACCGCCCGCAAGCUCCUCUGCACCAUCCUCGAGAUGGGCCUGCCUGUGGGCUCUGAGCUGCUCGACACCAUCUCGCCCCAGUUCAUUGGUGACCUCGUCACCUGGGGUGCGAUUGGCGCCCGUACCACCGAGUCGCAGCUCCACCGCGAGCUCGCGUCGGGCGUGUCGUUCCCCGUCGGCUUCAAGAACGGCACCGACGGUGGUGUUACUGUCGCCAUUGACGCUAUGCAGUCGGCGUCGCACCCGCACAGAUUCCUCGGCAUCAACAAGCAGGGCAUGGCUUCCAUUGUCAAGACGAGCGGCAACCACGACGUGCACGUCAUCCUGCGUGGCGGCUCUCACGGCCCCAACUUUGACGAGGCCAGCGUCCAGACCGCCCUCACUGCCAUGAAGAAGAAAAACCCCGAGGCCCACGCGUCCAUCAUGGUCGACUGCAGCCACGGUAACAGCAACAAGGACCACCGGAAUCAGCCCAAGGUCGCUUCCGAGGUGGCCAAGCAGAUUGCUGCUGGUGAGCUCGGCAUUACGGGGAUCAUGAUCGAAUCGCACCUCAACGAGGGCAAGCAGAGCUCGGAUCUCCCCCGUGACCAGAUGAAGUACGGCGUCUCGAUCACCGACGCUUGCAUCGACUGGGAUGUGACGGUCACCACCCUCGACGAGCUCAACCAGGCCUCGAUGGUGCGCCGCGAGAAGCUUGCCUCCACUGGCGUCCAGGCCAGUCACUCGGCCGUCGCCCGCGUCCAGACCCCGUAG